Molecule: messenger RNA, 1452 nt
Organism: Diversispora eburnea
Lineage: Eukaryota; Fungi; Glomeromycota; Glomeromycetes; Diversisporales; Diversisporaceae
Source: the annotation of a GenBank genome assembly
AUGGAAAACUUGAACAAUUUAACACUAUGGGAUGUCAAAGACGUAUUCAACAAAGUAAAAAAUGUUGUAAUGAAUUAUACAGAAAUGGAGGCCAAAGUUCGAGAGGCUACUAAUAACGAGCCUUGGGGAGCCAGUAGCACUUUAAUGCAGGAGAUUGCGCAAGGAACCUAUAGCUAUCAGCAUUUCAACGAGAUUAUGCCAACAAUUUAUAAACGGUUUUUAGAAAAGGAAGCAAGACAAUGGCGACAAAUUUAUAAGGCACUUCAAUUACUUGAAUAUCUCGUCAAACAUGGAUCCGAAAGAGUAGUAGAUGAUGCUCGAGCACAUAUGACUACUAUUAAAGUUAUGCGAAAUUUUGCUUUCAUUGAUGAAAAAGGAAAGGAUCAAGGAAUAAAUGUUCGUAAUAGGGCCAGAGAAUUUACAGAACUUCUAAGUGAUGUGGAGAAAAUUAGAGCAGAACGAAAAAAGGCAAAAGCAAAUAGAUCAAAAUAUACUGGAGUUAGUUCCGAUACUUCUGGUAGUUAUGGAUCAUAUUCAAGAUAUGGUGGAUUUGGUGGAUCUGGCAAUGAAUCAUAUUCUUACAAUGAAGAUCGUUCACGUUCUCGAUACGAUGAUCCAGAUUGGCAAAGCGAUUAUCGGAUCGGUAGAGUCUCCCCAUCGGAUGAUAGACGAUCUAGUAUUGGAAAUACCAAUCGUUUCAGUCAAGGUUCAACGAAAAAGUCAACAGAAUCAUCUACGAUUAACACAAUAGAACAAAAAAAUGAAGUUAAUUUGUUUGAUUUCGAUGAAACGCCGGAUUCAAUUUCUACCCCAUCACAAAAUGCCCGAAAUUCUCAAAAUAUCACUGAUUUUGAAUUUCAGAGUGCCCCAAAUCAUGCUUCUUCCUCGCAAAGAUCUUCAAUUAAUUCAGUUACACUACAAUCACUACAACCACUACAAACUACAAAUUUUACUGGUCUCAAUAAUAACCCUAACUCAGGAGUCAAUAAUAAUUUACUUGAUGAUUUGCUUGGUCCCGUUUCAUCAGUUCCUGUUUCAUCGGUCCCUGUUUCAUCAGUCCCUAUUUCAUCAUUUCCUGUUUCAUCAGUUCCGGCUCAAUUAUCACAGAAUUCGAACUUGCCUCCAGUGACGAAUUCAACACAUUCAACUUUUACUCCUAAUUCGUCAAAAAUGAAUUCAGCAACAGCAUUCAAAAAUUCUACAAAUUCUAAUACCACUUUUCCAGCCAUAAAAUCGGAUGACAUUUGGGCAUCAAGUCUAGUUGAUUUAGGUUCUUUAGGAAAAGAGAAAAACAACAAUAUGGCACAACCCUCAAAACCUUCAAUGAAUUCUCUUGUACAAACCGGAACAUCAUCUUGGGAUGUUAAAGGUACUUGGACAACAGGGCGACCUGUACAACAAAAUCAAAAUGGAGCUCAAAAACCUCUCGACCAAUUUGAUUCGUUAUUAUAA